Pieris macdunnoughi is the source of this 984-nucleotide messenger RNA. Lineage: Eukaryota; Metazoa; Arthropoda; Insecta; Lepidoptera; Pieridae. The record is from the annotation of a GenBank genome assembly.
AUGCCUAGUCAAGAAGUGGUAACUACAAAGGUAGUGGUUCAUCCACUUGUUUUGCUUAGCGUUGUCGACCACUUCAACCGUAUGGGCAAAAUUGGUAAUCAAAAAAGAGUAGUCGGCGUGUUACUUGGUUGCUGGAGGGCAAAAGGAGUUCUUGAUGUAUCAAACAGCUUUGCAGUUCCAUUUGAUGAAGAUGACAAAGACAAAUCAGUCUGGUUUUUAGACCAUGAUUAUUUGGAAAACAUGUAUGGCAUGUUUAAGAAAGUUAAUGCAAGAGAAAAAGUGGUAGGAUGGUACCACACUGGUCCUAAAUUACAUCAAAAUGAUGUGGCUAUUAAUGAAUUAGUAAGGCGUUAUUGCCCCAAUUCAGUUCUCGUCAUUAUAGACGCUAAGCCCAAGGACUUGGGAUUACCAACUGAGGCUUACCGAGCAGUUGAAGAAGUUCAUGAUGAUGGAAGUCCCACAACUCGCACCUUUGAGCAUGUUCCAAGUGAAAUUGGAGCUGAAGAAGCAGAAGAAGUAGGUGUUGAGCAUCUACUGAGAGAUAUUAAAGAUACUACUGUUGGAAGCCUUUCUCAGCGUAUAACUAACCAGCUACUUGGUCUUAGAGGACUUCAUUCUCAGUUAAGUGAAAUAAGAGAUUAUCUUGUUCAAGUUGGUCAAGGAUCUUUGCCUAUGAAUCAUCAAAUUAUAUACCAACUUCAGGAUAUUUUCAAUUUGCUACCAGAUAUCUUAAGUGACAACUUUGCUGAUAAUCUCUAUAUUAAAACAAAUGAUCAAUCCCUAGUUGUUUACCUUGCAGCUCUUGUAAGAUCUAUAAUAGCUUUACACAAUCUUAUCAACAAUAAGAUUACAAACAGAGAUGCUGAAGAAGGCAAAAAGGAUGAGGCAAAGGACAAGAAGGAAAAGAAAGAUGAUAAGGAUGAGAAAAAGUCUGAAGAUAAAGGAAAAGGAGACAAAAAAGAUAAAGAUGAAAAGAAGAAAUGA